AUGCUUCACCCGCGUGCGUAUUUGUUGAACCCCGUCUUGAUUUUGCUCCUCGGAUCGUUCAGUAUGCUCUGUGCUCGCUGGGAGAAUAUUUUCCGAAUGAUUGACAACAGAACCUAUGUUUUCGAACAUUUAAAUAUCAUUGCGAUAGACACUUCUUCGAAUGCGAAAGUAAAGUCAAACAGGUCUGCUGAUACUGAUCGCGUCUUGGGUGUUGAUGACGCCAUUCGCCCCCAUAUUACGGAUUCCGAUAAAAUAUGA
Messenger RNA from Penicillium waksmanii, 258 nucleotides. RefSeq lists its product as uncharacterized. Lineage: Eukaryota; Fungi; Ascomycota; Eurotiomycetes; Eurotiales; Aspergillaceae. The record is from RefSeq and is a predicted model, not a curated record. Bases 1 to 258 code for a protein of 85 amino acids. The transcript has 3 exons.